AUGAACGCAUUGUUAACAACGGAUGAAACUUAUACUGAUACAUUAGUAGAUGAUUUGCUUCGCAUUGUUGGGUUGAAUACUUUUCCUUUGGCGAUUAGAAAUCACCAAGAAUACAGAAUGUUCAUUGGAGGACUUCCUUAUUUGGCAGCAGAUCCUGAAUUUUCGAUUAAGAUGAUAGACACGGCCAUGAUUGCUGUGGAGGAUAAACAUCUCGAAUACACUGAAAGAUGGCUAGGUUAUGGGGAAUGUCAAAUUGUUGCUGAGAUACUAGCUUGUGCUUCUGAUAAUUUGCGUCAAUAUAACAAGUAUAACAAGACUACGGAUCAGACUAUGGAACAGACCAUGUAUGCUGUUCGCGUCAUCUCAACAUAUGUUACGUUUUAUAAGACUGUGAUUCCUGAAUUAUAUUUUAAAGAACUUAGUGAGGGUCUGCCACAAGAACAAUCAAUUGAAAUUCUAAGAUGGCCAGGAGAUAGCUUUCCGUUAGACGGCCUGAAUCUUGGAGAACCAGAAGGAAGGCGUGAAGUGCUGGAAAUAUUAGUCAAGAUUCAUAAACAUCUUACAGAGAAAGGAAAUUAA
This is a messenger RNA of Dentiscutata erythropus, 579 nucleotides long. The record is from the annotation of a GenBank genome assembly. NCBI's taxonomy places the organism in Eukaryota, Fungi, Glomeromycota, Glomeromycetes, Diversisporales, Gigasporaceae.